AUGGACAAUUUAGUGUGCAGUUGGGGUAUGAACUAAUCAUUGGAACAUGUCAGAAUAACAAAGAUUAUCAAGAAGAUUUUAUGGGAAAUAUAAAGCUUCCAAAGAAAUUUGAUGUAGAGGUUUCAGACACUGAAUCAGCACUGUCAAAUAUGGAUCUGAAACAAUCUACAUGUUCAAUUAUCAGUAUAGAGUCAGUAACAAAGCCUUUGGAAAAUUUGCUCACUGCUGACAAGAUAGUAAACUCUAAUCAAGAUAUGAUUGAGAAGGAAAUCAUAUGUGCAACAUCAACCAGUGAUACUCAUAAGGCUUUAAUCAGCAAAAAUCAUAGGUAUAUUUAUAGAAAUGAUAGCAAAACAUGUGACAGUGGUUUGACACUUACAAAUCUUGCAAGCCUGAACUCUUCCAUCCAUUACAAAAUUGAAAACAUUAAUGAGAACAGAAAAGAGGAUAAAAAUGAUGCAGCACAGGUUAUGGACAAAAAGACAUUUAAUAACAGAUAUUUUCAAAUGAGUGACUCUGCAAUUCAUGAUAAAAUAUCAGAGGUGGUGAAAGAACAUUUUAAAAUUUCUCUGAUAGAAGACUGUGGAGGACAUCACACCUCGGACACAAACAAACAAAACAGUUCUUCUAUAUGGAAUGGUCUGAAGUCCGAGGCAAACAAACAUAAAUUUCAAUAUGAAAAUAUUCAGACAGAAAAUCCUACAGGCGGCACUUCGGUGCACUUGGUGAACUGUGAGACACAAACCAAUUCAAAACAUUCUUUGACUAUGAAUGAUCCGACAGACUUGAAAACCAAAGGAAAAGAUGCACAAAGAAUGGAAGGACCCUCCAAAGAGAGAAAAGUUGAACAAGUAGGUCCCAAAUGUGGGAAUAGCAGAGAUAACAUGCAGUCAGAGGUUUAUUGUGCCAUUGAAUCACAGAGUACAGAUCGGACAAAUGUGAGUGAAUCAGUGUUUUCUUGUGUAAAAGAAACUGCUAUGGGUGUGAAUACAUCCAGUGAGAAAACACUUUUCUCUACCCAGCAGAGCAAAGAUUAUGUUGAUGCUUCAAACACUGUUCAACAGACUUGGGUUAUGGCUGGUAGCAGAGUAACAGUAUUAAAACCACUGCUUCAGUGUACGUAUGCACAAGUUACUCCAUUGCUGGAGCAGACAAAUGGGUUAGAUAAAGUCCAGAAAGCUGACCUGACAAAAAGUAGGUUGGCUGCUACCAACCAAGGACACGAAUUUAACAAUAGACCGCUUAUGCAUGGGCAUUUAGGACUCUCAAAUGAUACUUUGUGUUCACCAGGUCUAAACAAGAUCUUCACUCUGUCCACUAAAAGCAACUUUCAGGUGUCACUACCCUCUGAAGCUACAGUGAAACAUACUGCCUCAGGUGUUCACUCUGAAGGGAGUGACUGCAAUACAAAUGCACUUUAUACAUUUCAGCAAGUCAUGGAAGAAAGUGCUGCAACAUUAACUGCUUACUCAGAGGUACAAAAUGAAAAUACAUAUAUAUGCCCAUAUAACUCUACAAUAUCAAGCAUGGAACAUUGCCACUCAACAGUUGAUGAUGAUGCUCCCGAAGCCCGACAUUUAAGCAAGUUAGCGUUUUAUGAAUUUGGGUCAGGAAACCUUGGAAAACAUCACAGUUGUGUGAGCCAAGAUAAAACUGAUGCCAAGCAUGCCCUUGAAAAAACAACCACCGUUAUUAGUAGUAGUCAUGAUACGGAACACAAAUAUCAGACUUCCAGCUUUGAAGAUUUAAGAAAAGAUGCCACUAUUUCAGAUGUAAGUCCAACACUACAGCUCCACAGUUCCUCACAGUCACAGAGACCUCAGACAUGCAUCGUGCUAAAAACCUGUGCUGCUGGAAAAAUUUACAAGGAACCACAAUCAGAGAAUCAGUCAGUCAUGGAGAUGGCGACUAAAUCUCGACAUAAAGAUGGUUGCAUCAAAGCAACUCUGAACUGUAACAACCAACCCAUCAGAAAGCAAGAUCCACCUAUGCCUCAAAAGCACCAGUCAACACAUAUGCAAAAAAGAGAGCCUGAUAAAUCUAUAGUCAAACCCUCAUCACCUGUUAAGGUGUAUCACAAAACCCCUUCCAGUCUAAACACAGAGGAACAUAGUAAUAGCAGAUGUAAAUCUACAGACAACAUUAAAGGAGAACAUCCCACAGCAGUGGAUGAUACAAAUCAUGUUGAUGACAAUGUUAAAGAUGAUAGGCAGAGAGGAAAACAAAAGCGAUGCAGAAGGGCCCAUUUUACAGCACCUCCAAAUUCGUCCAUUGACUCAACACCUGAUUUAUCUUUUGAUGAGAUUACCACAUCUAAAAUUCAUGUGUCUAGUAAGGCUUCUCGUACCAAACCUGGUUCACAGGCUUCUGGCAGACAAAGUGCUGUUGCUCAUGACAGAUACAGAAAUCCUUCACUCCAUGAACACAGCAUAUCAGCAAUUAUUCCAAGAUCAUUAGAAGUGCACGCAUUAGAAAGACACACCCAGCAGCCAAACUCUGGUUUGCAACUCUCUGAGUUUGGAGUGACUAUGGGUAGGGAAGCUGAGAAUGAGACAAUUGCAUGUCAGGGAGAGCAUGGUUCCACUGAAAUAAUACAAAAGACAGAGACGAUUGCAACAAAGGCUGAUAAAGACAUGAAUAAUGAUCCUUCCAAACCUAUUUUAGGUGUUUAUGUGGAAGACCAAGAACAACCAAUCUUGCAUACUAGAGAUUCUGCAAUGCAUUUUGCCUCAAGCGAUAUUAACCCAUUUCUUCAUACAAGAACUGCUAUGGAGUUGAAUCAAGCAGUCCACAAAUUCCAGGCCUUUGGAAGUGCUACCAAUAUAGCCGACCAACACACUCCACCCGAUAGUUCAAACAAGAACAUUACGAGGUGCAAUAGUGUAGACAAUGGCUUAAAUAUUCAAAUCUCCCCUCUCAGUUCCCAUUUGAGCACUUAUGCAAAUCAUAAAGGGCUCUCUAGCACACUGAGUAGCGCUGAAGAUUCAAGAGAUCAAAUUUCUUCAGAGCCUCUGCUGCAGGAAGGUUUUUAUUCCUUUAGUAGUUCAAAGACGCAGACCCAAUCAGCUUUCGGAUGUGAGUCUUACAAUGGUGCCUCAGUGGAGUUAAACCAAAGUUCAGGUCAAGUUGAUGAAAAAGUACUGGUCUAUUCCUCGGAGUAUGAAUCUCAGGAACAUGGACAUCCAUGUCGAAUCAAGUGUGAUCAUGGCACACAGACCACUGUUGUUGAUAAGGACCUUAAAGGCAAGACCCGUCAUAGAAGAAGCAGCACUCAGACGCCAAUGUCCAAACGGGAGAAUGGUGCACCAAACACAUGGGCAAGUCUUCAGAACAUGUCUGAACAUCUCUUUGACUUUAUAUACAGCACAUCUGAUCUUCUGGGGAACAUACAAUGUAUGCGAACAGGGGAAACACCACCAAAAUAUGAGCAUCCUAAAAACUGUUUCAAAUUUUCAACUGUGCAUUCUGGCAGUAACCACAAGAAGGACUGUUAUACGCAAACUUCUAUGGACUUUGGGAUCCAGACUGAUAAUUCUCUGGUGGCAAAGAGUGAUAUGGCCCAUGAAGUCAAUGUUAUUGUUAAAGUGAUUGGCUCAGAUGUAUCUGAACUAGAUGGUGACACCAAGAACUUGAGAGAACAGGCCUUUGAAAGGAUUAAAAGCAUGCCUGAUUUGCAGCACAAAGACUCAAAGGCAGCAGACAGUCAAAAUUCUUGGUUAACUCCAAGGUUGGAAGCAUUUGACAUUAACACGGUUGACCAUUCCUACAAGAAAUCUUCAUCCAGCUUCCUUGGAGCAAAAGACUCCCCACACUUAAAGAGAGAAGAGAAUCAGCCUUAUCAGAGCAAUGUAGACCUACAGAAUCGCUGUAAUAAGCAAGUCAUGCUCAUGGACCGUGCAUCUUCACCCAUCCUUACUGUAAAGGCUGCAAGAUACGCCCAACAAAGACAAGCAAAAACUUCCCAGCGUUUAACAAAUCAUGAGUCAACUGAGGGCCAAAAUCGCACUUUUUGCAAAAUGCAAUUUAAAAGUCAUAAAAUGUCUAAUCAUGAGAAUAAGGUUGUACAUCAGGAGAAUCUUGGUAUCCUUCACACACAAAGUACUAAAAUAUACAAUGGAAAGUCGGUGUCAUCUAUGACCCUUGAAAACCAGAGUGACCUUAAAUGUCCAAAUCUAAAUAGAUCUGAUGAGUGCUCAAUAAAUAGCUUGUCUUCAAGCACCAAAUGUAUGCAAAAUAAGAGAAAGGAGCACUCUUCUGUAGUUAAGGACAGUGUAAUAAUUAAUUCCACUAUGAACUUUUCCCCACUACAAAGACCAAGCAGUACCAUUAGUGCCCAAACUUCCCCAUCAUCCUUGGAUAAAGUCAUGCAGUCUCAAUGGGAAAGUCCAGACAGAUGCCAUUUGUCAACUCUUAACAAUCAAUUGAGUCACAGUAGCACUAUGCUAAAGAAAAAUCACAGAUCAUCUGAGCAUAUACUAAAGAACUGGCAACAUUUGUAUCAAAGUACUCAGGAAGAUGAUGCAAUAUUUCUGGUUCCAAGUGAGUGCAACACCGAUGUUCUAGUCGGCAUCAAUCCUCUAACAGAGACCAGCCUGCUCAAAGAACAUCAGUGGAUUCCUGAUGAUCUGCCUAUACACAACAAAUUUACAAUCUGGUCGGGCAUUAACCAGCAGCCACCAUCAACUCUCAGUAAAAUAAACAGACCAUUCGUACAGUACUACUUAGGGCUCAGUCCCAGUUACCUUCAGCCAGUGGAGUCCCAAAGCCCUAAAUCUGUCUAUAGACCAGAACUGUUAGAGGAGACUAAUAGGAGAACAAGAGAAAUUGAGAGGCUGAGGAAAGAGCGCGAGCAGGUUUUGUCAUCUCUACGUCUGGAUCUGAGCCCUCAUCAGCUGACUGUUGAACUCACCGAGGCCAGGCUGCACUAUGGUCAAGGGGAAACAGACACUUUGCUUAAAAUGCUCAAGUCUGAUUCCAAAGAAGAACCUUCAGCCUGUACCAAACAAGAGCUCCUUGACAGGCACAGGAGGAGCAUUGAGAGUUUAAGAAGAGAAAGAGAUGCCCAUCUUCAAGCGUGCCACCGGGCUCGGAGCCUCAGUCCCAGUAAGCACCGAAUACCUAUAAAUCAUGAGAAGGAGCAAUCUCAAAGAAUUUCUGACCUACCAUGCAGGCGCAGGGAAUAUCUGCAACAACUCCGCCAAGAGGUAGUUGAAACCAGCAGAGUUCCCGAUCCACCAAGGCAGGAGGAUCAGUGUCCAUCUGAUAUUGAGCUUCUAUUGCGUGACUACAGCCGAGCCCAUAAGGAGGCCAGAGCAGAGAUUGCACGUGCACGAGACAGACUUCGUGAGAGGAUAGAACAGGAGAAGAGACGGAUUCAGCAGCAAGCUCUCUCGCAGGCAAUGAAGGAUGACCUGCGAUUGCGCACACGCAUUAGUAACAGUACAUUAUGCACUGGUUCAAACCUGACUCUUUCCUCAGGACCUACAUCAGGCUACAACAGCAGCAAUUCUGCUUUACUACAAGACAAUACCUCACCAAUAAUACAGGUAAAUGGAGUCUCAGGAUUCCAAGUCAGAACUCGACCUCCCGUGAUUCGCUUACAGACUUUGAAACCCCAGCGUAGAUGGCUGUCAGUCCAGGAUGUCAGUCUGGAGACGUCUGUCACUGGAUAUGAGCCUGAAUCCCACUCCAUCAUCUCCCUGUGCUCGACAACGCACUCUCUCUUUUGGCUCUCCCUCAUCUAUAUCAACUUCAUAUCAGGAUAUUGCGGACUGUACUCUUGCCAGUGCUAUUUCAGAGGUAUAUUUGGCCUCUGGAGGGGAUGUGAAGAAUCUACUGGCAGGGAAAGCAAGCGCUGGCUGGAGGCACCAAGGUGUGGAGAGACACAUUCAGGUCUUUCACAAGGCCUCAUCCAAGCCCACGGCUCAUGGGUUUCUAGGUGCAGUGGAGCUGGAGAGACCUCUGGCCAGUCUGUGGUGUACGGUUCGAGAUCACUCAAAGACUCAUCUCUACCACGAAUCUGUCAGAUCUGCCUGGACACGACCACUGGAUGAAAAAACACAACUAGUCUACCUGUUAACAGAGACGUCCAACUGCCAGCUUAAACAGCCUCGGGACUUCUGCUGCCUCAGCACAGAAUCGAAACAGGGUGAUAUGUGGGUGUUGGCCAUGCAGUCUGUGUUUGAGGAGACACUUCCACGCCCC
This is a messenger RNA of Myxocyprinus asiaticus (Chinese sucker), 6204 nucleotides long. RefSeq lists its product as uncharacterized. The record is from RefSeq and is a predicted model, not a curated record. NCBI's taxonomy places the organism in Eukaryota, Metazoa, Chordata, Actinopteri, Cypriniformes, Catostomidae. The transcript is spliced from 10 exons. The coding region runs from base 81 to 6053 and encodes 1990 amino acids.